AUGUUUGUUCUGGAAGUCUUAUCGCUUGAUAAGUUAGAACACAAGCCUCGAGCAAACAACCUUAUCAUGGACCUACAAACUUUGGAGGGCGCUGAGAGCGUUGUCGAGAAUGGCAGCACCAGGGCCCAGGAAUGUUUGGAAAAGAACCUCAAUCUGUCGGAAAAUUUCUGUCCGGCUUAUUACGACGGCCUUCUAUGCUGGGAUCCCACGCCGUGGUACACCUUAGCUGUGCAAAAGUGUUUUAGUGAGUUCCACGGCGUCCAAUAUGACGACACCCAGAACGCGUCACGUUUGUGCUUGGAUGGCAUGUGGCAUAACUACUCCAACUAUGUAAACUGCACAGAGCGUAUUGCAAACGUAUCGCCUACAGAUGUGGCUAGCCUCAUUUACUUGGCAGGCUAUUCUCUCAGCCUCGCCGUCCUAUCACUUGCCGUGUUUGUUUUUCUCUAUUUUAAGGAUUUAAGAUGUCUUAGAAAUACUAUACAUACAAAUCUUAUGUCUACAUAUAUCUUAUCAGCCUGUAGUUGGAUGUUAAACUUAGCUUUACAAAACUGGUCAGAUGAAGCUCAACAAGAGCAAACCUCUUGUAUGAUACUUGUGAUAUGCAUGCAUUAUUUCUACCUCACUAAUUUCUUCUGGAUGCUUGUUGAAGGAUUGUAUUUGUAUAUGUUGGUCGUUGAAACAUUUACAGCUGAAAACAUAAAACUCAAGGUUUAUACUACUAUUGGUUGGGGUGCUCCAGCAAUAUUCAUCACAAUAUGGGUAAUUUCGAGGUGUUUUGUAACCGUCGUUCCAUCAACCGGUCCCGAUGAAUUGGCAAUCUCCAGUGAUACAAAAAUGUGUCUUUGGAUUCAUGAGCAUCAAGUUGACUGGAUACACAAAGCUCCAGCGUUGGUUGGAUUAGCAUUAAAUCUAUUUUUUCUUAUCAGAAUCAUGUGGGUCUUAAUUACCAAGCUGAGGUCGGCAAAUACUUUAGAGACGGAGCAGUAUAGAAAAGCGACCAAGGCUCUUCUCGUCUUAAUACCACUGCUGGGCAUUACCAAUUUGCUGGUAUUAUGUGGCCCCAACGAUGACUCUUGGUUCGCGCACGCUUUUGACUACACACGUGCCCUAAUGCUGUCAACACAGGGUUUCACAGUGGCUUUAUUUUAUUGCUUUAUGAACACCGAAGUUAGGCAUGCGAUCAGAUACCACGUGGAAAGAUGGAAGACUGGUCGAACCAUCGGUGGGGGGAGACGAAGGGGUGCAUCAUACUCUAAGGACUGGUCACCGAGAUCCAGGACUGAGAGCAUAAGGCUCACUGUG
Messenger RNA from Iphiclides podalirius (scarce swallowtail), 1305 nucleotides. The record is from the annotation of a GenBank genome assembly. NCBI's taxonomy places the organism in Eukaryota, Metazoa, Arthropoda, Insecta, Lepidoptera, Papilionidae.